Molecule: messenger RNA, 2775 nt
Organism: Neltuma alba
Lineage: Eukaryota; Viridiplantae; Streptophyta; Magnoliopsida; Fabales; Fabaceae
Exons: 2
Coding region: 1-2775 (924 amino acids)
Biological process (GO): proteolysis
Molecular function (GO): aspartic-type endopeptidase activity; nucleic acid binding; zinc ion binding
Source: RefSeq, a predicted model, not a curated record
AUGACUAUUCGUGAUAUUGAAAAUAGACAAGACACCUUAGACCAAGCACGUCAAUCUUUAGAACCUCGUGUUAGCUCCCUUCAAUCCCAAAUGGACCAGAGACUUCAGACCUUUGAACUAAAACUGAAUGAACUUACCAAAUGCCUUAAGGAAUCUUUGGCCAAGAUUAAGCAAGAAUAUAACUCCCAGUGUCAGGAGCUUAGAGCCACUACUCAGGAGCUUAAGGUAUCUAAUCAAGAGCUUAGGACCUCCCAGCAAGAAAUUAGAGAUUCUCUCCUAAGAAUUGAUAGGCAUGUAUUUAGUAAAGGUGCAGAAGGGAUUCUUGGAAAUGUACCUGAGACCAAUCAAGCGCACCUUAAGUUCGACACCAUUGGACCAUCUCACACUAGAGGCUCCCAACUGUCUAUAGGGCUACGUAACCCGCAGACUAAACCGCUACACGUUGAGACCCUUCCCCCACAGUUCGAGGAAGAGGACAACCCAUGGGAUGAGCAAGGGACAGAGGCUCGCUACGAAUCCCAUGUUGUGAACCAACGAGCCUAUGGAGGAUACGCCACGCGCCCUAGGUAUGGACGAGAACCGUCGCCGCCCAGACGAUACCGAGACACCCCUCGGCAAGACUACAAUGAUGAUGCGACGAAGAGGGUUAAAGUUGAGGCACCUGACUUUGAUGGUCGUUUAGAUGUGAAUGCCUUCCUCGAUUGGUUAGCCACCAUGGAUGACUACUUCGAGUGGUACAAUAUGAGUGACAUACAACGUGUUCGUUUUACCAAGAUGAAGCUCGUAGGAUCUGCAAGGAAGUAUUGGCAGUUUGUCCAAACGAACCUUGAACGCCUAGGGCAACCUCCUGUCACUACUUGGGAGGAGAUGAAGUUGAAGCUUAAGGAAAAGUACGUGCCGGUCAGUCACUUAAGCAUGCUUUUCAACCAAUUGAACAACCUCAAGCAAGGAACCUCAUCGGCAGUCGACUACGUCUCUCGAUACGAUGACCUUCUGAUCCGCAAUGACUUAAAUGAGCCGAGUUUUGUGGUUAUUGAGAGGUUCAUCAGCGGCCUUAGGGAUGACAUACAGAGGGAGCUCAAAGUAAACCGUCCUUACACUUUAGAGGAAGCAUAUCAUAAGGCUAUCGACAUUGACUCCCUGCCUAAGUAUCCCUCUUUCAGGCGUCCCAGCUUCUCUGGAUUAGAAUCUUGUCUAACACGCAGCUCCACUGUUUCGGGCAAUCAGCGGGUAAGUCAACAAUUUUCAGGACCAAGCGCUUCUAGACCAAGAGAGUCAUUAGCCUUAAACGCUCGCACAGGUAGCCCAUCGAUAGAGUGUUUCAAGUGUCACUCUAAGGGACACAUUGCUUCAAAGUGCCCGCAACGUGCAUUGCUUAUCGAAUCUCAAGAUGAUGCACUACUCGAGAGCGAGCCAAACGUCGUCAUCGACCCUGUCGAUAUUCCUUCUGAUGUGGACGACGAAAUUAAUUGUGAUGACAUGCCAUUGGGUCAUCUUGGAGUGAUGCGAUGCCUCCUGACUGUCCCAAUGCCAGAUGACUUGUGGAAACGGAACAGUAUCUUCCACACCUUCGUGAAGUGCGGUGAUAAGUCAUGCAAGCUAGUUAUUGAUAGUGGAAGUGAAAGGAAUGUGAUCUCUAGUCGAGGUGUUGCUCGUCUUGGACUUAAGACGGAGCAAAUUGCUAAGCCUUUCCGAGUUGCAUGGGUUGAUAACACUUCAUUGCUUAUCACUCAGCAGUGUCGAGUUCCACUCCAGUUGGGUGACUACAAGGAGGAUGUUUUAUGUGUUGUGAUUCCUAUGGAUGGCAAGACCAUCUUACUCCGUCCUGCAAAGCCUGAGCCUAAAGCAAAAGGUUUAAUCCCUACGAAAGGAUCCACUUCUAAACCUAUCAACCUUCACCUCCUCACGGAAAAGCAAUUCAUCGAAGAAAGUAGAGAGGGUGAUGUCAUCCUUGCUGUUGUUUCUAAAGUCAUUUCUCCUCCUGCACCAAUACCCGACAACUUCCCAAAAGAAGUAACCCAACUCUUGGACGAGUUUAAAGAUGUUGCACUUGAGGAGUUACCUCCUAACUUGCCACCCAUGAGGAACAUCCAGCAUGCAAUUGAUUUGGUUCCAGGAUCACAGCUCCCCAACCUUCCACACUACAGGAUGAACCCUAAAGAUCGGGAAGAGCUCAAUCGUCAGGUUAACAGCUUGCUUGAGAAGGGCUAUAUCCAGCAUAGCCUCAGUCCUUGUGCUGUCCCUGCCCUUCUGACUCUGAAGAAAGACGGCUCGUGGAGAAUGUGUGUUGAUAGUCGAGCCAUAAACAAGAUAACUGUCAAGUACAGGUUCCCGAUCCCUAGGUUAGAGGACAUGCUUGAUUUCAUGUUUGGGUCUAAGUGGUUCUCCAAGCUUGAUCUUCGUAGUGGUUACCAUCAGAUUCGAAUCAGACCAGGAGAUGAGUGGAAGACCGCAUUCAAGACACAAGAUGGACUGUACGAGUGGCUCGUUAUGCCAUUUGGCUUAACAAAUGCCCCGAGCACAUUUAUGCGAGUAAUGACGCAUAUGCUGCAGCCCUAUCUGGGAAAGUUCGUGGUUGUCUAUUUUGAUGACAUCCUGGUUUUUAGUAAGUCCAGAGAUGACCACUUGCACCACCUUAGACAGGUGCUUCUGACCCUGCGGAAGGAGAAAUUUUAUCUCAACCUACCAAAGUGCUCCUUCCUACAGAGCCAAGUUAUGUUUCUCGGAUUCAUCGUCUCGAAACAAGGCUUAUCUGCCGACCCUGCGAAAGUCUGA